Messenger RNA from Papaver somniferum (opium poppy), 2067 nucleotides. RefSeq names its product probable carboxylesterase 11. Lineage: Eukaryota; Viridiplantae; Streptophyta; Magnoliopsida; Ranunculales; Papaveraceae. The transcript is spliced from 2 exons. The record is from RefSeq and is a predicted model, not a curated record. Gene Ontology annotation, molecular function: hydrolase activity. The coding region runs from base 295 to 1743 and encodes 482 amino acids.
CCAUAAAAAUCAGCUGAAAAUACGUGUAUGCGUCUAACACAACCAAAGCUAGCAACAAAUUCAUCCUUUCGUCUCUGAUUCAAACUCAAGGAACCCUUCUCCCCCCCUUCUUCUUCCCAAAUUCCCCAUUGAAUAUUCUCAAUUUGAACCCUUUCAUAAAGACCUUUCCAUGAAAAAACCCUGAUUUUGCAAUUACUCGACCUGAUUUCAAUCAAUUCAUACGCAUUCAAUGAAUGGUUGAAUCAAAAUCUAAUCUAGGGUUUCUAGACAGAGAGCGAUUUCUGGAGAGAGAAAAUGCCAAGCGUGACUGUAAAACUAUACAGUGUAUUCUUCAAAUUCUUAUUAAAACAUCGAUUACAAAAUCGAACGCAAACACAACUCGAUGAUAAUCAAUUUGGGAUAACAUCAAGACCUGAAGAAUCUGUUGUUGCUGCUAAUCCAUCAUUUACAGAGGGUGUUGCUACUAAAGAUAUUCACAUUGAUACAUUAACAUCUUUAUCUGUAAGAAUAUUUCUCCCUGAAACUUCACUUUCUGUUCCUCAUGGUGGCUUUGAUCCUUUGUCUAAAUCUCAACAAUCCAGGUCCAGAGUUAAUAAAACUUCUGGAUCAUCACCUGAGAAUGGAUCUCUAUCUUCAUCACCUUUGUCGGUGAACCCUAAAUUAGAUCAUAUUGAACAUCCGCUUCGUAGGAAUAGUUAUGGUCCAUCUGAGAUAUCCAAAACAUCCUCUACUCAUCAUGUUAAUGAGGAGAUUCGACGGAGUAGUAUUGGGGGAAGGAUUGAUUCUGAAGUUGGGUUACAUAUGAAACAAGAUUCUGUUGGUGGUUAUAGAGGUUAUUCACCGUUACUUGAUAGUAAGAAUCAGAUCUGUAGGAAAUUACCAGUGAUAUUACAGUUUCAUGGAGGUGGGUUUGUAUCAGGGAGUAAUGAUUCAGUAGCCAACGAUUAUUUUUGUAGAAGGGUUGCAAAAUUGUGUGAUGUAAUUGUUAUUGCUGUUGGCUAUAGACUUGCACCAGAGAAUCGGUAUCCAGCGGCUUUUGAAGAUGGGUUAAAGGUAUUGAAUUGGUUAGGGAAACAAGCCAAUUUGGCGGAAUGUAGUAAAUCGUUAACAACACGUAGUGGAUCAGAUGUUCAUCGGCAUAUUGUAGAUACAUUUGGUGCGUCUAUGGUGGAACCUUGGUUGGCUGCUCAUGGUGAUCCAUCCAGGUGUGUUCUUCUGGGUGUUAGCUGUGGUGCAAAUAUUGCAGACUAUGUGGCACGGAAGGCAGUUGAGUCAGGCAAGCUUUUAGAUCCUGUCAAAGUUGUGGCACAAGUUUUGAUGUACCCAUUUUUCAUUGGGAGUGUACCCACACAUUCAGAGAUCAAGCUAGCAAAUUCCUACUUCUACGAUAAAGCCAUGUGCAUACUGGCAUGGAAGCUCUUCUUAUCUGAGGAGGAUUUCAGCCUGGAUCAUCCAGCCGCAAACCCGCUCAUCCCUGGGAGGGAGCCUCCACUAAGGUUCAUGCCCCCGACAUUGACUGUGGUGGCAGAGCAUGAUUGGAUGCGAGAUCGUGCUAUCGCAUAUUCUGAGGAACUCCGGAAGGUAAAUGUAGAUGCUCCUGUCCUUGAAUACAAAGAUGCAGUGCAUGAGUUUGCUACCCUAGACAUGCUCCUCAAGACACCACAGGCUCAGGCUUGUGCAGAAGACAUUGCUAUAUGGGUCAAGAAGUAUAUCUCGCUUCGAGGCCACGAGUUCUCAUAUUAAGUAGUUGUAAGUAAAAUAUACCGGCAGCAGGGGCAGCAGUUUUCGUGUAUUAGUGUUUUCUUCCAUGAGAUUUGAGGGAGGAGUAAUAUUUGUUACUCAGUUGUCCUGUGAGGUGUCAUUACAUAAUCUUAUGUGUGUAAGAUAUUAAAACUUGCUGUGAGUAGGAUAUGAGCUGCGAAAACAUUUUCUCCCCUUGUUGAGGGCCUCGAGGCUUCAGUAGAAUGUUCUUAGGGCAUUCUGUUGAUCAUGUUGUUUGUUCUUUGUAAGAUGUAUUCUUUGUCAUGAAUAGAGAAAAUUUUAAUUGUAAUGAAAGUCCUUAUCCUA